This is a messenger RNA of Colossoma macropomum (tambaqui), 565 nucleotides long. RefSeq lists its product as uncharacterized. Gene Ontology annotation, cellular component: B cell receptor complex; external side of plasma membrane. Bases 5 to 565 code for a protein of 186 amino acids. The record is from RefSeq and is a predicted model, not a curated record. NCBI's taxonomy places the organism in Eukaryota, Metazoa, Chordata, Actinopteri, Characiformes, Serrasalmidae. Gene Ontology annotation, biological process: B cell differentiation; B cell receptor signaling pathway. The transcript has 5 exons.
CACAAUGACACACAUAAGAAGUCUGUACACAUCCCUCCUCAGCCUCUUCAUCACAGGGUGUCUGUGUGGAUCAGACCUGACUGUGUGGCAAACUCCCAAAAUAAUAAACGCAACAGAGGGUCAGCAUGUCAACAUCAGCUGCCACUUUACAAUUAAAUCAAUUAAAUCAACCUGGGUACAGCUGAGUAUAGCAUGGUGGAGAAAUAAUGAAACGAAAGAAGUUCAACAGGAAUUAUAUAAUAAUUCUGCUCUAAACUCAGACAGUGUGAACCACAGCUCAGUACUACAGAUUCCAUCAGUGCGUCUCAAUCACAGCGGCAUCUAUUACUGUACAGUGUUGAAGGAAUUACCCAUGCUUGGAGUAAAGAUUUAUGGACCAGGCACAGAACUCAGAGUGGAUGUUGUGCCAUCUCAGGGUUCUACCACAAAUCACUCUGCAGUUACAGUUAUAGCUGCAUCAGCAUUGAUCUCAGUGCUGAUUACUGUCCUCAUUACAUCUGUCAUAUUUAUUAUAUACAGAGCUCAUCAUAAGAGACCAAAACAACAGAGUGAAGGCGAGAUUUAA